AUGUCAGGAUUUAGCCCUUCAGUUAGUUCCCUGGAAGAAAUGGACAACGGAACUUUUCUUCAUGUGUUUCCAACCUCUCUUUCAACUUCAGCAGAUUCAUCUCCUUUGUCAAGUCGAUUAUCAAACGUUUAUGUAUAUGUUUCCAUUUUCCUAAGCUUGCUGGCAUUUUUGCUGUUGCUACUAAUUAUUGCUCUUCAGAGACUAAAAAAUAUAAUUUCUUCAACUUCAUCGUACCCAGAGUAUACUAGUGAAGCUGGAAGCUCGUUCACUAACUUAGAAGUUUGCAGCAUUUCAUCUCAGCGAUCAUCAUUUUCUAAUCUUUCUUCAUAA
Bombina bombina (fire-bellied toad) is the source of this 330-nucleotide messenger RNA. It is a transcript of the gene SERTM1, whose product is annotated as serine rich and transmembrane domain containing 1. The transcript has a single exon. Gene Ontology annotation, cellular component: intracellular membrane-bounded organelle. The coding region runs from base 1 to 330 and encodes 109 amino acids. Lineage: Eukaryota; Metazoa; Chordata; Amphibia; Anura; Bombinatoridae. The record is from RefSeq and is a predicted model, not a curated record.